Prorocentrum cordatum is the source of this 1233-nucleotide messenger RNA. Lineage: Eukaryota; Dinophyceae; Prorocentrales; Prorocentraceae. The record is from the annotation of a GenBank genome assembly.
GCGAGGAUCGGUGUCAGGGCUUUUCCUGGUGCCCUCCGACCUGGCAGCGCGACGGGCGCCAUGAGCUUUGCGCGCGGAGCGGCCAGGGCGAGCUGGAGCGGCCCGGGGCCGACGGCGACGAAGGGCGGCGAGGGACGGGCCGGGGCGGCUCCAGGCCGUCAGCGGCUGCGGGCGAGCUGGAGCAGCGCGGGGCCAGCGGCCGGAGCGGCACAGGCCUCGAGGCGGGCUGGAGCCGUGGCAGCAAAGGGAUGCGGCAGUCGAGCCGACCAUGGCGACGGCGUGAGCUCUACCCGCCCAGCGGUGACGUCGCGCAGUCGCGCCAACCACGGCGACGGCACGGGCUCCACCCGCGCAUCGGUGGCGUCGGGUGCAGCUACGCCCGCCCCUCUUGUCGAGAGGAGGCCCUCCAUGUUCGACGAGAUCGUCAUCGGGGACACGGCUGAGGGCCAGCGCUACAGGUGGCUGAACGAGUUUCUAGGCUGCCCCAGAGACGGGUGCCUGGGCUGGGAGCUCUUUGUGGAGGUCAUGCGCGUGCUGCUGGGCGAGCGCAUCUCCGAUGCGGACCUGCGGCAGGAGUGGGAGGACGCGGAGGGCCCCGGCAUGACGGUGAGCCGGCUGUACACGCUCCUCGUCUCCCCGGACCACUACCACGUCCCCGAUGCCCUGGACGAGCUGUCAGAGUUGGCCCGGCUGUCCGAAGAGGAGCGGAUCAGAGCCGAGGGCGAGUUGGAGCGGCUCAGGGCCGAGUGCGCGCGGCAGAGCUCGGACUUGCAGCAGCUGCGCGGGCCAUCGGACCGCAGCGGUGGCGACGCGGACGCUGACGGAGAUCCAUCUCGGGAGCAGUUGAGGGCAGCCGAGGCCGAGGCAGAUUCGCUGAGACGGCGCUUGACGGCCCUGGCGGAAGAGCAUGCGAAGAGUUUGGAGUUGGCAGAGCGCAGCUUGGAACUGGCGGAGCGCACAAAGAUGGAGCUACAGGCGGCCAAGGGCGAGGUGUCCAUGCUUCAGCAGCGCUUGGCGGCCCAGGCUCAGCUGCAGCCGAUCCACAGCAGGUCGAGCAGUCCCGCUGCGGCGGAGCGCGAACGUACUUUUGCCAUUGGCGACGAGGUAUGGGUCUUCGAGACUGGCAACUACCACGAAGCCACAGUGAAGGAGGUACAUGCUGACGGGUCAUACACAGUGGAACAUCGCGUGACGACAGCCUCGCAGAUGCAGAUCCAGCGCGAGGAAGGGUAA